GAGACUCAGCCGACCAAAUUUUUUUGGAAAAUUGUCCGCCGCGUCGCAAAGCCUGGUCCGGUAAAAUCAUCACCAAGUUAACACAGCUUUUUCGAUAACCGAUCUCAAUCGCAACGUCGGGAUUCAAUCAAAAUGGCUGCUGUCUACAAGUCUAUCUCUAAGUCCAGCACUACAAAGGCAGAGGCUCCUAGCAAUGGCGUCAAGAAGAACAAGCAGAGGGUUCUGAUCCUCUCUUCUAGAGGCGUCACUUACCGACAUCGCCAUCUUCUAAACGACAUUGCGGCGAUGCUCCCCCACAGCCGAAAAGAUGCAAAAUUCGACUCCAAGACAAAGCUGUACGAACUGAACGAGCUGGCUGAGCUUUACAACUGCAACAACGUGCUCUUCUUCGAGGCAAGAAAGGGCAAGGAUCUAUAUGUUUGGCUCAGCAAAGUCCCUAACGGACCUACCAUCAAGUUCCACCUCCAGAACUUGCACACUAUGGAGGAACUUCACUUCACCGGCAACUGUCUCAAGGGAUCGCGGCCCGUUCUCUCCUUCGACGGCGCUUUCGACAAGCAGCCUCACCUCCGAGUGAUCAAGGAGCUCUUCCUCCACACCUUCGGUGUUCCCCAGGGCGCCAGAAAAUCCAAGCCUUUUAUCGACCACGUUAUGGGAUUUAGCUUUGUCGAUGGCAAGAUCUGGGUUCGCAACUAUCAAAUCAACGAGGUCGAGGCGACAGCCAAGGAGAGUGAGGAGGAGGAAGAGACAACCAAGUCUCAAUCUGGCAAGCCUGAUACCGAUAUCAACCUGGUCGAGAUCGGUCCCCGAUUCGUCUUGACACCGAUCGUGAUCCAGGAGGGCUCUUUCGGUGGACCCAUUAUCUAUGAAAACAAGGAAUUUGUGUCACCAAACCAGGUCCGAGCCGAUAUUCGAAGGACAAAGGCCUCGCGACACAACGCCCGCGCAGAGAAAGAGGUGGAGAGACGGGUCAGGAAGGGCGACCUCGGACUGCGAUCUGUUGGCGGCCAGCGACCGGCCAAGGAUGAGCUGGAUACCAAGAUGUUGUUCGCCUAAACUUUUUGAUACCUUACCUGCCGAUAUAACUAAGUACUUACUGGCUUGAUCCAUUGGGUCUGAACACCGGGACGGGGUGUUGGAGUUUUAGGUCAUACUGCGUUUUUAUUUGCCAAAAGAGAGAAUAUUAUACUUUAGUUAUCGCUAA
This is a messenger RNA of Fusarium oxysporum Fo47, 1204 nucleotides long. RefSeq names its product ribosome biogenesis protein BRX1. The record is from RefSeq and is a predicted model, not a curated record. The transcript is spliced from 3 exons. Gene Ontology annotation, molecular function: rRNA binding. Gene Ontology annotation, cellular component: nucleolus. NCBI's taxonomy places the organism in Eukaryota, Fungi, Ascomycota, Sordariomycetes, Hypocreales, Nectriaceae. Bases 133 to 1056 code for a protein of 307 amino acids. Gene Ontology annotation, biological process: rRNA processing; ribosomal large subunit assembly.